This is a messenger RNA of Zea mays, 6346 nucleotides long. RefSeq names its product protein NUCLEAR FUSION DEFECTIVE 4. The transcript is spliced from 3 exons. The record is from RefSeq and is a predicted model, not a curated record. Gene Ontology annotation, cellular component: membrane. Bases 313 to 1578 code for a protein of 421 amino acids. Lineage: Eukaryota; Viridiplantae; Streptophyta; Magnoliopsida; Poales; Poaceae.
ACACGACCAGAGUUCCUCUCCUUCGACGGCUACGAUAACCGAGUUGGCGCUUGGCCGCCCCGCGCCCGCAGCCGCAGGUACUGGGACUAGUCCGCUGACGUACCGAGCCCAGCCACCAGGCAAAUGCGGCCAACUGGUGAAGGCACUGAGGAAGCCAUACCGCCGUUGUAGCUUGUAGGCUGUACUGCUGUAGCCACGGCCAACGCCUGCGCGCGUACUGCUGUUACCUCGCCAGUCACCAGUCCGCCCCCGCCGCCGCUAGGUGAGUCAGGAGACAGGAGGGCGGAGGGGAAUCGGGGGUAAUGCGGCGGCAUGUCGGGCCGUGGAGGAGGGCCGGGGCCGGGGCGGGUGAAGGCGGGGAGCCGCCCGCCGUGGGUCGGGCUGGCGGCAGCGGUGUGGGUGCAGGUGGCGGCGGGGAGCGCCUACGUGUUCCCGCUCUACUCGCACGCCAUCAAGGAGGCGCUCGGGUACAACCAGCAAGCGCUCACCAUGCUCGGCGUAGGCAACGACGUCGGCGAGAACGUGGGGCUCGUCCCGGGGGUGCUCGCCAACCGCCUCCCGCCCUGGCUCAUCCUCGUCAUCGGCUCCGCUUGCGCCUUCUUCGGCUUCGGCACGCUCUGGCUCGUCGUCACCAAGACCGUCGCCAUGCCUUACUGGGUGUGGUGGGUAGCUUUGUGUAUUGGCACGAACAGCAGUGCAUGGUUGGGCACUGCUGCUCUAGUGACCAACAUGAGGAAUUUCCCUCUCAGCCGAGGCACUGUUGCUGGUCUCAUCAAGGGUUAUGUUGCUGUUAGUGCUGCUGUCUACACUGAAACAUUUAAUGGAAUGCUAGGGAAUUCACCUACAAAUCUUUUGUUGUUGCUUGCCUUAGGGAUCCCAACAGCAUGUAUUGUGGUGAUGUAUUUUGUUAAGCCUUGCACUCCAUCACUGGAUGAGGACAACUCAACAGAACACAGUCAUUUCAUGUACACACAAAUAUCAAGUGUUCUUCUUGGAAUAUACCUUUUGGUUGCUACAAUACUUGGUGAUACUUUAAAACUAAGUCAGGCUGUCACCUAUCUUUUGUUCAGUAUAAUGAUACUUUUGCUCCUUGCUCCACUUGUAAUACCAAUAAAGAUGACACUUUAUCCAAACAAACAAACGAAGGAAAAUUCCAGCACCCUUGCUCCAUCUUAUUCAAGUGAUAGCCUGUCUGGUGCAGAUCCAGAGAACUCACAACCACUUCUGGGCAGUGCCUCAACAACACUUGCUACAGGUACCAAUGAAUCUGAUGACAGUACUGAUUUGGAUGUUCUAUUGGCUGAGGGUGAGGGAGCAGUGAAUUUGAAAAACAAAAGAGGGCCAAGAAGGGGGGGUGAUUUCACAUUUCGUGAAGCCUUAGUAAAGGCGGACUUCUGGCUACUGUUUGUUGUUUACUUUUGUGGAGUUGGCACAGGAGUCACUGUUCUCAAUAACCUGGCUCAGAUUGGAAUGUCUGUUGGUGCUAAUGAUACAACUAUUUUGUUGUGCCUCUUUGGCUUCUGCAACUUUGCUGGCCGUAUCUUUGGUGGAUCUGUCUCUGAAUAUUUCGUAAGGUAAGCUACAUUUAACUUGCAACAACUUUACCUGUACAAUUUUCCUACAAUGCAUCGCUUACCAUAUUCCAGCUUAUUUAAGCUGAAAGUUCAAGUAGUAAAGCUGAUUGCUUUGUAUGGUGCUGUGAUAUAUUGAUAUUAAUAAACAUCAAACAAGCAUUACUGAACACUGCAGCUAGUUCCCAAUGGCAUCGAUCUUUAACCGUGUCUGUUACUUUGCAUAUGUUUUGAGGAUUUAUUCAUUUGGAAUCAUUUAGAUUUUUAUUUUCUCGAACAUGAGAGCUGCAUAUCUUCUUAUAUGAAGAAGGAAAAACAGUAGGAUUUAUUUUUUAAUUAGGAAAUACUAGUCAAUCAACGUUGCUCUAGCAUGGCCUAGAAUAUUAUGUUAUUUACAACUAUUAAAAGUUUUAUGAAGUACAACCAAUUAAAUUUGCUUAUCUUUACUCUGUAUCUCCUUAUUCAUUUCCUAAAACAAUACACAUGGAUACUCUAUAAUCUCUAUUAGGUUAUGAACUUGUGAUAAUUUUACUAAUUACUACGCCUCUAGCUGAGUUGGUUAGGUGGUCUGAGUAUCACUCCUUAGGUUUCGAGUUUGAAUUCCAGUGGGAGCGAAUUUUAGGCUGAGGUUAAAAAAGGUGACUUGCUGGUUCCCUUGGUUGUGCGCACACGAGAUGGACUGACCUAUAGGGGGUCGGAUCCUCGUGUAGGGGCUUAGGAGGGCUCAAAGCACGAGUAAAGAUCUAGCCUAUAGGGGGGUGAGACAUCCUCGUGUAGGGGCUUAGGAGGGCUCAAAGCACGAGUAAAGAUCUAGCCUAUAGGGGGCGAGACCCUCAUGUUGCACGCUUGGCCAACUUUCGUGACCUUUCUCUAUCGGGGCUACAAUUGAGCUUCUUCUUAAUAUAAUACCGCGGGGACGGUAUUUCCCCUAUUGGCCGAACUUUCUUACUAAUUACUCUAUAUUUUUCAUAUUUUACAUUGCACCUCUAUGGAUCUUUAAUAUGUAUUUGGUUGAAACUUUAGUUAAGUUAUAUCAGCUCUUGUUGCAUUUUUUAUUGACAUCAUGACUAUAUUUUGGCUUUCAACAUUUAAUCUUAUUAGUUGUUACAAGUUUUUAUCCACGUGUUAAGUUGAAACUAUCUUCUUCAAUUUUUUUUCUUUUUGUAUUUUUUUGAAAAUAGAUUCGAGGUAUUAGAUUGUACUCUUAGUGCGAAAGAGUCUUUAGCGUAAUGGUUAAGGCUUCAGAGUAGCACCUCUAGACAAGGUUUUCAAGUCGGUAAGUCGAGUCGAGUCGACAAGGUACCGACUUGGUGACUAGUCGAUAAGUCAGUCGACUUGCCAAUAUAGUGGCUAUUUUGCCUAUAUAAUGGCUUCAUAUAGACAAUAUAUCAAUUAUAUAUGAAGAAAGAGGAUGUUUUACCCCUUUUGAAGUCUGAAAUUGAACGAAACUGAAAUAAACAACACGCCUUACCUCAUCUGAAGCCUCAAACUGAACCAAAUCAACCACAUAAGUGAUAAGUCAUAAACUCAUAAGUCAUAACAACCAUAUAGUUCAAAUUGGAAAACAAAUAGCAAGAAAAUAUAGUUCAAACUUGAAAGGAAAUAAACUCCAUUAGAUAGCUAAGCUGCUGCUGCAGCUAGAUAGAUACUAGAUACCCUAAAUAUCUCCCAAAUCAAGAUCAUCCAUUGCAUUUUCUUCACCACUAGCACCAACUUGAGUUGGACUGUUAUGUGGGGAUUCACUAAAGUCAUCCACUUCUUCAUCAUCAUUAGGCAUGUACUCUUCAUCAUCUUGUUCAUUGCCCUCGUUGCCUUGCUCUUCCUCUUCCAUAACUCUCUCCUGUGUAGAAGCAGCUUGACAACGCCUUGAAUAAACAGACUCAUAUCGGGCUCUUCUUGGGAAGUUGCGACCUUGAAGUGAACUAGAAGCACCGAUUGCAUCAUCCACAUGAGCCCAUGCAAGAUCAUCCCCUUCUCUAACUGUUUCAUUUUGACUGUCCACCCACUCAUUGUCCCAUUGGAAAUCCUCUAAAAUUAAAGGGUUACCAAUAUUUCCCUCCUCACGCAAUCUUUGGAACAUAGCUGCCAUCUUUCUAUUGUAUUGGAUAUAAACCAAAUUGUUUAACCUUUGGUGCUCCAAUUUGUUCCUUUUUUUGGUAUGAAUCUUUUUGGUAUGAAUCUAUGUGCCAGCUCACUUGAGGCAUUGAUAGACUCCAAGAAAAAUGUGCCAGUUGGACUAUUGACAAGGAAAUUGAUCAAGUACUGACCCCUCCUAUCUGUCCAACCAUCAGACGUAAGUGUGCAACCAAAUUCAGUCCAAGCCAACUCAUGAGUCUUUCUUAUCUCAUCUACACUAUUCUUUGUCUUCUCAAGCAAUGACACCCUAACAUCAUGAUAUGAAGGUUUCACAUACCCAGGACCAUAUUGCCCAACUGCCUCAAGCAUGAUCUCAAAGGCCCUUGAGUUGAUGACUGAGAGCACCUAGAGGGGGGGGGGGUGAAUAGGUGAUCCUGUAAACUUAAGCCACAAAACUUUGAUUAAGUGUUAGCACAGUUAAUGCCAAGUGGCUGGAGAGAAGAUCUUGCACAAUAUGAUAAUCACAAGGAGUUCAACACAGAGAAGACACAGUGAUUUAUCCCGUGGUUCGGCCAAGUACAAAACUUGCCUACUCCACGUUGUGGCGUCCCAACGGACGAGAGUUGCACUCAACUCCUCUCAAGUGAUCCAAUGAUCAACUUGAAUACCACAGUGUUAUGCUUUUCCUUUCAAUAUCCCGUUUGCGAGGAAUCUCCACAACUUGGAGUCUCUCACCCUUACACUUGAGAUUCACAACGAAAUACGGAGUAAGGAAGAGAAGCAACACACACAAAUCCACAGCAAAAUGCGCACACACACGACCAAGAAUCGAGCUCAAAAGACUAUCUCAAAGUUCUCACUAGAACGGAGCUCGAAUCACUUAGAAUGACAAACGAAUGCGCAAAGACUGAGUGUGGAUGAUCAAGAAUGCUCUGAGGUUGCUUGUUGUCCUCCUCCAUGCGCCUAGGGGUCCCUUUUAUAGCCCCAAGGCAGCUAGGAGCCGUUGAGAACAAAUCUGGAAGGCCAUCCUUGCCUUCUGUCAUCGGGCGCACCGGACAGUCCGGUGCACACCGGACACUGUCCGGUGCCCGAUUUCCUUCCUUAAACAGCGCAGUCGACCGUUGCAGAUCUGGGAGCCGUUGGCGCACCGGACAUGUCCGGUGCACACCGGACAGUCCGGUGCCCCCUUCCGACCGUUGGCUUGGCCACGUGUCGCGCGCAGAAUCCGUGGCCGACCGUUGACCCUAGCCGACCGUUGUCUCACCGGACAGUCCGGUGCACACCGGACAGUCCGGUGAAUUUUAGCCGUACGCCGUCGGCGAAUUCCCGAGAGCGGCUACUUCGGCCGAGGCAGCCUGGCGCACCGGACACUGUCCGGUGCACCACCGGACAGUCCGGUGCCCCAGACCGAAACAGCCCCUUGGCUGUACACAGCCACCUCUUUCCUUUUCUUUUUUUCUUCCUGUUUCCAAUACUUAGACAAGUAUAUUAGUACACAAAACCAAUGUACUAAGACUUAGAAACGUACCUUUGCUCUUGAUUUGCACUUUAUUCAUCCAUUGCAUAAAUUCACAUUUAAGCACUUGAGUUGGCACUCAAUCACCAAAAUACUUAGAAAUGGCCCAAGGGCACAUUUCCCUUUCAAUGACAUUAAGUGGUAAGCCACACUCAUAAAUAAAAUCAGCAACAUAAAUAUCUGUUCUUUCCUUCUCCUCCUUGCUCUUUCGCUGCAAUGUAGUUUGAGUGUUGCCCUUGCAAUGCCUCUCACGAACCACAUCCUCAGGUGCUUUGCGAAGCAUGGAUGCAAUUGACUUAGAAGACUUCGACACGUGUUGAUUGUUUUGGCUUGCUUCAGCUGAGAGCCUUCUCUUUUGGGCUGUUCCGGAACUGGGCUGAACAACUGGAUGAGAUGCUCUACUUUCCCCUUCUCCAAAUACUUCAACUUCAUCGUCUUUAUCACCUUCUUUAUCAUCAUCCAACUCAAUAGACUUCUGUCUAGCAUUCUUCUUCAAAUAAUCACUUGGUAUGAGCUACGUAGUAGAUUGCAAACUAAUCAAACUAUUGAUAAAGCUGCUCAGCGACAACUUGAGAAAGAAAAGGACCAUUGGAGGAAAGUUUUAUUUAGAAUUGUGGGCAUAGUAAAAUUUCUUGCCAAACAUAAUCUUGCAUUUCGUGGAAGUAAUAGCAAACUAUAUGAUGAUAGCAAUGGAAAUUUCUUGGGCUUAGUAGAGAUGUUGGCUGAAUUUGAUCCAAUUAUUCAAGAGCAUGUCCGCCGUAUUACAAAUGAAGAAACUCAGGUUCAUUAUCUUGGUCCUAGGAUUCAGAAUGAGUUGAUACAUUUGCUUGCUUCUGCUAUUAAGUCCAAAAUUAUUAAGAAAAUAAAGAGUGCAAAGUAUUUCUCUGUCAUACUUGAUUGUACCCCGGAUGCAAGUCACCAAGAACAAAUGUCUUUAAUUAUAAGAUAUGUGGACUCGUCGUCAGGUCUUGUUCGCAUUGAAGAAUCCUUUCUAGGAUUUUUAGAUGUAAAUGACACGACUGGACAAGCACUUUUUGAUGUACUAGAGAAUGAGCUAAAGGUUCUUGAUCUUGACAUAGAUGAUGUGAGAGGACAAGGCUAUGAUAAUGGGUCAAAUAUGAAAGGAAAACAUCAAGGUGUACAAAGGAAACUUUUGGAUGUAAAUCCCAGAGCUUUCUAUUCU